AGCGGGCUCCCAGCCGGAGUAACGGUAGCCUCUAGUCUCCUCAGAUCCCUCAAUUGUGUCGGUUUGUUGACGUCUGCAGGAGUACAGCGGUAGUCAGUAACGGGGUUCUGUCCGCUGUUCAGGCUGUUAGGCAGCGAAGCUAGCCCGAUAGCUGGCGUAAAUGGGUUUUCGGGGUAAAAUAUGAUCGCCUCACUCUCAAGAGGAAGUUUGCUGGAUGAGGUUCUUCAUGGGGGCUUUAACGAGUGCAGCAGCAGCUGGCAGCGUACAUUUCCUGGGUGAACUCUCAGCUGAAGAGGAAACCAGGCCUGAAGCCGAUCACAGACCUCAGGCACGAUCUGCAGGAUGGGGUGGUGCUGACGCAACUAAUAGAGAUAGUUGCUGGGGAGGUGCUGGAGGGAGUUUAUGCUGCUCCACAAAACAAAGAGGAAAGCAAGAAGAAUGUGGAGGAAGUCUUGCAGUUCAUUUCCUCCAGACACAUACGCAUGCCCCACAUAUCCGCAAGAGACAUUGUGGAUGGUAAUCUGAAAUCUGUAAUGAGGAUCAUUCUGGCACUGGCAGCCCACUUCAAACCGACAGCCAGUCACAGGAUUGCUUCUGGAAGUGGGAGGAGCUUGACAAGAGGCCAUGUCAAUCACAACCCUCUCUCCACUGUUGCACUAGCUCAAGGAGCCGCCGCUGCUCUGGCAUCUGCUCGACAUGAUGCCUCACUGCCUGCACGGGCCGCACGUAUUCACAGUGGCUGGGGGUCUGAUGGUGGAAAGAGUGUGUGUGUUCGUGCACUGGUUGAACAAUAUGAAAGAGGAACCCCAGAUGAGCAGGACGAUCCUCAGUCUGGCAGCCUCAGUUCUGUCAGUCCACUGUCAUCACCAAGAGCUCCACCAGGCUGCCACUCAGAGAGACCGCAGCAAGACUACCAGCAGCAGCAGAUCAGUGUGGAGUCAUCUCAUGUUGGUGUGGAGACGGCAUGGGAAGAUCCUAUUAGUGAAACUUUGGAAAAGGAGGUGCAAGAGACACGUCAAAUGGUGUCUGCUUUGCAGGCUCUGCUGCUGAAAGGUUCACUCCCCGAGGAUGAGCAAGAUGUGUCCUUAACUCUGGACCAAGGCAACACUGAGCAGCAACUGGUAGUCAUUCGCAGUCGUUUGGAUCAGAGUAUGGAGGAAGCCCAGGAGCUGAAGAGGGAAUUGCUUCGCUGUAAGCAGGAGAUGAGAAACCUGCAGGGAGUUAAGGAGGCCCAGCAGCAGAGACUGUGCACUCAGGAGGCAUCAAUACUGCAGAUGAAGCAAGAGCUUCUCAGAGCCAGCAUGACACAGGAUGAACUCAACAAUCAGAAUGCAGAGCUGCAGUGGAAGCUGGAGGAAUGUAACAGGCUAUGGGGUGAAUGCAAGAAGGAUAUCGGACAGAAGGACAGACUACUUCAGCAAUACAAGCACAAGCUUGAAGAAAGCCAAAAGCUGCAGACUGAAUUGCAAAGAGAGUUGGACCAUAAAAACAGCAUGCUACAGGAGCUAAUCAGUCGAGAUCUGCAACAGAUUCCCACCGGUGCAGAAAACAAUGGAUAUUCUUACUCUGGAAAUUCAGCUCCUUCUAUGUCAGGUCAGGCAGAAGAGCUUCAGCUGCUCAGAGAUGCCCUUAAGAGUUUGAGGAACAACUUCAGAGACCAUGACCCGCAGCACCAUACACUAGACACCCUGGAACAGGGCAUAGUGUCGCUCAUCGACAGACUGCAUGUUCUGCACACACACAGGGGAAGGGGAAAGUCUCCAAGACGCAAAGGUCAACACACAGACUUGGACUCUUGGCCUUCCUCAAAGAUUUCCCACAGUGGUUCCUCUUCUUCAACUAAAAUCCUUUAUUUUACUGGAAAAUCCCCAACACCUUCCAUGAUCAAUAUACCUAAGAGGCUGGGUGAGGUGACUCUCAAGGAUGUGAAGGCAGCUGUUGAUCGAGAGGGAAACUUCAGGUACCACUUCAAAGCCCUGGACCCAGAGUUUGGCACUGUGAAAGAAGAGGUAUUCUUGGAUGCAGCAAUUGUUCCAGGCUGGGAAGGAAAAAUAGUGGCCUGGGUAGAAGAGGACCGUGGUGAAGAAAGGCCAUUGUAAGCUGAGGAGCGAUGACACUUUCUGUUUUUGCUCCUGGUUACUCUGAUUCCUGAGGCACAUCAAGGCAAUUGUUCACAACAAAGGCACAAGUGGACACUUUUUUUUAGAUUGGACCUUUUAGCUUAGUACUGUAAGACUUGUCAGCAAGAGAUUUGGGUUGAUCAGGAUCAGCUGAUUAUAAACCAAACUGAAAGCCCUGUUUACUCCGGAAGCAGCAUGAAUCUGUAACUGACCUCUGGAAUAUCGUUAAACUGAGUGCCUUACAAAGGAAAGCUGGUUUCAUCGUGCGCUUAUUAUUUCUGGGUUGUAUCAAAACUAGACUCAAAAAUAAUCAGAAACAGCCGAGGCAGGAGGUUUGCAGGGGAAGUGACAUGUUUCAGUGUGUACGAUCAUUUGUCAUUCCUUCUACAUUAAUGUGUUUUUUAAACAAACACCAUCAGAUUCCAUGCUAAAAAUACAUAUUGUCCACUGUUACUUAGAUAUAUUUCAGUCUUUAUUGUGAAUGUAACGUGAAUAUAUACAGUGUUAUCUACCAUAGCAAGAAAUAGAAAAAAAAUGGGUUAGAAACAAAAUACCACUUAUAUAAUAUAAGCAUUAGAAAGACAGAAAAGGUUAUUGUUGGGCAAAUGUCAUUUUAUUUUAGUGCUGCACAAGCUUAGUAAAAAGGGGUAUAAUGGUCAUGCGAUGCUGUCUGAACAGAAAGGUCUGUUGUUUAAAAAAAAAAACAAAGAGAAAACCUCAUUGUAUUUCAGACUGAAUGGGACCCAAAUCCAGAUGUGGGUUUUAAUGUCAGUCUGUAUCACACCAGCAUGCCUGUAAACAUGCUCAUACUGACCCACUGUCAGUGAAUAGAAAUGAUACUGAAGCUUUUAUGUUCAGGUAGAGAUGCAGACAAACAACAUGUUUUUUUUUUUUAAUUGUAUAAAAUUGAUUUGUACAUUUGUGUUUUCACCAUAUCCUUAAAUAUUUGAAGUUUAUAGCUCUUUAUUUCUUUAAAGAGAGAUUAUGAGACGAGAAUGCCUCCGCUUCUGUUAAAAUGAUGCAGUGGAUGUGAAUUUUAUGUCAGAGGUUGGAAGGAGACUUUUGUUCUGCAGCUAUUAGCUAGCCCACUAUUUAUGGUGCGAGUGUGUGUAUGUGUGUGAUUGUAUUUGUGUGAGCUGAAAGUGGCUAUCACGUUUUCUUUUCACUCUGCUUCUACCUUCCCAUUGGGGAUCAAUACGUUUGCCUUCACUAACAAGCCAACUGAAAUAUGCAUCAGUCUAGUUGUUAGGUUCAGUCUGAAUGCCAUGACUGCCUGUACUGUCAAAUGUACAAUUUGCUGAUGAGAUGGUUAUUAAGCAUUUGUGUUUACAGCUAUUUUUGCAACAAAAAAAAACAUGGAUACUGUCUGUUAAAGAAAAAUGAUCAAAAAUGGCCUUUGUUGAAUGUUAGAAAGAAAGAUGUUUUGAAAUAAAACACAGGUUUGUUUUUAAAAAGA
Messenger RNA from Amphiprion ocellaris (clown anemonefish), 3576 nucleotides. RefSeq names its product dixin-like. Bases 483 to 2099 code for a protein of 538 amino acids. The record is from RefSeq and is a predicted model, not a curated record. Gene Ontology annotation, biological process: canonical Wnt signaling pathway. Gene Ontology annotation, molecular function: protein binding. The transcript has 21 exons. Gene Ontology annotation, cellular component: cytosol. Lineage: Eukaryota; Metazoa; Chordata; Actinopteri; Pomacentridae.